This is a messenger RNA of Equus caballus (horse), 1316 nucleotides long. The record is from RefSeq and is a predicted model, not a curated record. Lineage: Eukaryota; Metazoa; Chordata; Mammalia; Perissodactyla; Equidae.
AUGGAGGAGAUGUCUGGCUCUCCGCAGCCUUCCCGGACCGUGAGGCUCAGCGAGGACGAAAGCCUCAAGCCGGCCAGAGCAGAGCGGCAGCCCAGGGCUGACUGCCCGGCUGGCUGCGGCCCGGCCCGGCUUCCCCGGCGGGAGAGAAGGCCCGUCCCGCCCCACGCGGGGCCGUGUCCGGCCUGUCCUCCGCCGCCGAGCCCAGGUCUGUCAGAGUCCAGUACCAGAACCGGGACGGCAGCCGGCACGGCAGCUCCCGGCGCCGCGGAACCGGGCGGGGGCCGUGAGGACCACCCGCCGCGGCGGGAAAGCUGGCGGCCGUCACCUGGCGGGAGCCGUGUGGUCUGGCUGCCCCCGCCGACGAGCCGGGCUCAGCGCAGACGGCGAGGGGCACGCGGCGGCCUCGGCGCGCGGGGCGACAGGAGGCAGGCGGCCCGGGGAGCCUGGGCGCGGGGCGGCGCCUGCCUCGGCCUGCGUGCGACGGGAGCCCGGCCGGCUGUCCCCAGGCAGCGGCGGGCCCGGGUGUCCAGUCCUCGGGCACACACCCAGGGUCAUUCCCCGAGUUCCGCUGCGCGCCGGCUGCGGGGACCCUCCUGGGGCGGCGUGCUGACCCCGAGGGACAGAGCCGAACGCGACACAGUCCCGCCUGAGGAGCGCCCAGCGCGGGCGGCAGGCGGGACCACCCGCGGCGUCAGCCUGGGGGCGGCGGGGACGCGGGGCGUGAGGGCUAGAGCUUAUUGUGUCCUGCGAAAUCUCCCCAAGGCCAUGAAGACAGUCUCCCACAUCCUGCUCCAGCGGCUGUGGUUCCGUUGGGUCUUUGAUCCAUCUCAGAUUCAUCGUUGUGCGUGACAGGAGUUAGAGCAUCGCGUUGUUCCAGCACCAUUUGUUCAAAGUCUGUCCCUUCCACCACUGAAUUUUUCUGGUGCCUUUGUCGAAAAUCAACUCACUGAACAGAGCUGGGUCUGUUGCUAGACUCUGAAUGAUUCCAUUGACGGGUAUGUUUACAUCAUCUAGAUUCCUGCAGCUUCAUAGACAGUCUUGAGGUCAGAUAGUGUAAAUCCUCCAACUUUGUUUUUGUCUAACAUUGUUUUGAUUAUUUCAGAUCUUUUGCAUUUCCGUGCAAAUUUUAAAUCAGCUUGUCAGUUUGUACCCAAAAAGCCUGCUGAAAUUUUGAUUGAGAUGGCAUUGAUCUAUAGAUCAACUUGAAAAGAAUUGACAUGUUAUCAAUCAAUAUUGAAUCUUGCCACUUAUGAACAUGGUCUCUCCUUGGAGAAGGCUAGUGCAUCCUUUAUUAAAUUUAAUCCUCACUAUUUUAA